GGUGUGUGUGUGUGUCAGUGGAGGGCUGGCUCUAAGCUUUUAAAGUGCGGAGCUCCAGUCUGGACCUUCCCUCGCCGCGUCCCCAGCGCCCCCAGUAGUUCGGCGGCUCACCGCUGCUUCCAGACCCUGUCACCUCCACCCACUGGUCCGGACACAUCGGCAGCGGCUCCCCCUCUCCUCUCCGCCGCGGUGCGCCUCGGACGCGCUCUUCUCUCUUCAGGAUGGACUCGUCUCCUUGUCUUCACCUCUCGCUCCGACUGUGACGCUGCUGUAGUUUGGUUGGAGUUCGUGUGGAAGCAGCGGAUCCACUGGUUUCUUCUUCUUUGUUACCGGACUGCCGCUGCACUCUCACCCCCGGGCUGCAGCUCCGAGAUGGGAAUGUAUUUGCAUCUGCUGCUUUUGCAGUAUUAUCUCCUGACGAGUUUUGUGUGCAACGCCGUCGCCUUCGUGGAGGAGCCCUCCGGAGGCAGGUCGGACGGGUACUGCGGGCGGAUCCUCCGGGCUCAGACCCAGGGGACCCGGAGGGAUGGAUACAACGAGUUCAGGCUCAGAGUGGAGGGGGACCCGGAGACCUACAGGCCUGGCAGCACCUACAGAGUCGUCCUCCUGACAGCCAGCCCUGCUUUUUUCAGAGGUUUCACCCUCAUCGCCCUGAGGGAGGGCCGAGAGGGCACCACGGCCGACGACUACACCGGACAGUUCCAG
Messenger RNA from Paralichthys olivaceus (Japanese flounder), 705 nucleotides. NCBI's taxonomy places the organism in Eukaryota, Metazoa, Chordata, Actinopteri, Pleuronectiformes, Paralichthyidae. The record is from RefSeq and is a predicted model, not a curated record.